AUGUUUCGAUCAUCAAUUUUUAAAUUUGCUAUUAUCCUUAUUUUUAUGACAUCACUUAUAAAUGCAAAGAAUACAAAUAAUCGCCGACUCAAAGUGUUAGAAAUACGCCAGCCAACUAGUAUUAAAAUGUGUGGUCUAGCUUUGAUUCAUUUGCUGGAUACGGUAUGUACUAGAGCUGAACAAAUAUUAGUUCGAAAUAGAAUAACAACUACAUUAUCAUCACCUACGAAAAGACCAAGAAAAACGCAAGAUAAUCUUUAUUCAUAUGCAACUUCGAUUAUUGACAAUACGCAAUUUAAUGAUACAUUGAUUUAUGAUUGUUGUCUUCAAGUUUGUACGCUGAAGAAAUUAUUAAAAUAUUGUUAA
This is a messenger RNA of Rotaria socialis, 366 nucleotides long. The record is from the annotation of a GenBank genome assembly. NCBI's taxonomy places the organism in Eukaryota, Metazoa, Rotifera, Eurotatoria, Philodinida, Philodinidae.